AUUUCAGUUCGUAAUCAACAGCUAAGUGUUAUUUGAUGGAUUCUUCAUCUUAUUCCGAGUCUACGUCGACGAAUGGUGGAGGUUCUAACAAAGAUGACAAACUACAGAUUGCUAACAGGUGUCAUGGUCGUUACUUUGGUCUAUAUCAGCGUGCUUUUAGGAAUAAAGAUCAUUUGAUUGCUUUGGAUAAUUUGCUUGCGGGUAUUGGUCCUCAAAUCUUUAAAGAUGACUGUGCUGGAUCGUCGUCUAUUGAUAAAAAUGAUUCAAUCAUGAACAUAUAUGGUAUUGUUGUACCUGAAGAAAUAACUGCACAUGCUCCAGAUGUGGUUAGUACAAAAGGAGGUGCAAGUGACAAGAAAAGCAGGAUUAAGUCAAGCAUAGAGAAAGCAAUUGAAAAAGCAAAUAAACCUCAUAGGCGUUGUGGAAAGUGUCAUAAAAUUACUGAUCAUAAUGCUAGAAGUUGUGGCAGAAAGGAGACAUGAUUGUUUUUUAGUUGUUGACAUAGACUACAAAUUAUUGACAUUUUCUUGUUAGUUGUUGAUAUCUGAUUUUACUCUCUGUUGACAUCUAUUUUAUGAUUCUGUUUUUUUAAUUUUAAGUUUUGUUUUCUGAGUUGUACACCUUUAUACAAGGUGUUGACAUUUGGUUAUAAGUAGUUGAC
This is a messenger RNA of Salvia hispanica, 661 nucleotides long. NCBI's taxonomy places the organism in Eukaryota, Viridiplantae, Streptophyta, Magnoliopsida, Lamiales, Lamiaceae. The record is from RefSeq and is a predicted model, not a curated record.